AUGGCGGAGCUCCCUACACGACUGGAUGAUCUCUGUCCCACUAUCGAAGAUUUGAUGCGCAUCGGUGGAACUCCAGGGCUUUCACUCGCAGUCAUUUCGAGCGAAAACCCGGUCUACAAGGCAAGCUUUGGUGCCCGAGAUACAGAAGCUGGUCUACCUGUUAGCGAUGAAACAAUCUUUCCUAUUUGUUCGCUGACGAAGGCCUUGACUGCUUCUGCAAUGGCGAUUCUUGUCGACGAGGAUAAACUCAGCUGGGACACACUGGUGAAGGACGUUCUUCCAUCCUUCAAUUCAAGAGACGAGACGAUGCAGAAUCAGUUGACUAUAACUGAUAUCCUAUCUCAUCGAUCAGGCAUGGCCUGGAGCAGUAACCUGGUUAUCGGUACCGAAAAUAACAUUCUCAUUUCAGGAAAAGAUGGACUCCAAUACAUCAAUUCACAGUCGCGCGUUCUUCCGCUCCGGGCAGAAAUGUCCUACAACAAUCUUGCAUAUAACCUUGCAGGUUAUAUCAUCGAGGAAGUAAGUAGUAUCUCAUGGUUUGAGUUUAUCCAAACACGUAUUCUCGAUCCCCUCGGCCUAGAUCGAACCUACCUCAAAUCUCCACCAUCGGGUAUCCAAGAUGUCACACAGUGCUAUAACGCACUCGACGAUGCCUCUACCACCCCGAUUUCUUGCCCCAAGGCAGGCCAAGAUUGGUUUUCCGGACCAAGUGGGGGCGCAUGGUCCUGUGUUCGUGAUCUUUUGAAGUUAUACAAAACCUUCACCGCUAGCUUUGAAGACCAAUUCACCACUGGAAAGGGAGCGAGCGAAGGUUCUCCCUUUAAACAGGUUCCUUAUCUCACUUCCGCUAAAAUUCCAAUGGAUCAACCCUCGAGAAAUGAGCUAUCAUAUGCACUCGGAUGGGGCAGAGCCCAGCUUCCUAACCGGCUAGGUCAGAUCGGAAUCAAUCCCGGCCUGAUGCCUGAUGGGAUGCCUAUUGUUGGGAAAGGCGUACCCUCGCAGCUUAUUCUUUUCCACCAGGGCAGCCUUCCUGGCGCCCUCUCAAUUGUGAUUCUACUUCCGGACACCAAUAAUGUCAUUAUUGUUUUGUCUAACUCAUUAGCUCUGAAUGAUGUUCCUGACUGGGUUGGCCAACUCGUUCUUGAAGAGCUUCUCGAGGUACCGGAAUCCGAGAGAAAUGAUUAUGUUAAGGCAGCCCAUUCCUCGGUCGCUGAGAACUUGAAGUGGUAUCCCGCGUUGGUGGGGGAGCUAGGCUCUGCUCGGAAGAAUGGAACAUCACCUAGAGAACUUGAAGAGUAUAUUGGGACUUACUGGGAUAACAUUCACGUCUUCAAGAUUGUUGUGAAUUUGGAGGACAACAAGCUCUACUGGAGGUUCCAAGGGCUUGAUUCGGAAAAAUUUCCACUUGAACACUAUGAGGAUGACACCUUCACAUGGCUACUUCCACGGAACGAGUUAUCUAGACGUGGCCGCUGGGUAGGCUCGGACCAAGGGCCAGCAUUUUGGAAAGCCGUGUUCCAAUGCAGUGAAGAUGGACGUAUUGACAAGUUGUAUUGGGCACAUGAUAUUGGCGUCCCGCCAGUGGAGUUGACAAAAGAGGAAAGCAACAAGCUAUGA
Molecule: messenger RNA, 1617 nt
Organism: Penicillium vulpinum
Lineage: Eukaryota; Fungi; Ascomycota; Eurotiomycetes; Eurotiales; Aspergillaceae
Exons: 1
Coding region: 1-1617 (538 amino acids)
Source: RefSeq, a predicted model, not a curated record